Ceratitis capitata (Mediterranean fruit fly) is the source of this 3922-nucleotide messenger RNA. Its product is annotated as Kv channel-interacting protein 1. Gene Ontology annotation, molecular function: calcium ion binding. The record is from RefSeq and is a predicted model, not a curated record. The transcript is spliced from 6 exons. Bases 1020 to 1640 code for a protein of 206 amino acids. NCBI's taxonomy places the organism in Eukaryota, Metazoa, Arthropoda, Insecta, Diptera, Tephritidae.
UACAUGCAUACGUACGAAUCUUGUUGUGUCGAUCGCAACUAAUCAAUUUAUGUAACAAAUAAAUAUAGAAAUUUAAAAUAAAAAUAAAAAAAACAACAACAAUAGCUGCUAAAUAGAGUAAAACCACAAAGGAGAAAGUUUGUAACAUACAUAAAUACAAGACCGCCGUAAACCGCCGAAACAAUAAGUUAACAAGAUAACCAACCAAAUAAGAUAAAGCAUCUUAGUACUAACAAACAAUAACAAAACGAGCUAUAAAUACAACAAAAAAAAAAAUACCAAAAGCGCAACAAAUUUAAUUGAGAACCAACAUCAAUAUCAUCAGCAAUUGUCCAAUCAACUGUUAUUCGGAUAUAAACCGUUUCGGUCAAACCAGAAAAUGGAGACAAAGUUGCGGUAGCAAAAUACACCGCACGAAAAUAACUAACAAACAAACUAAGCAAACUAACAAAAGGAAUAACAACAAGAAGUUUUCAAAAACAGAAACACACAAAAGCCAUCAACCAACAAACAUAUUAAAUAAAUGCGUGCGAAUUGCAAUACCAAAAGCUACAACAAUAAAUAAAUAAAUAAAAAAAACCGUAAAACAGUCGAAUUGAAUUUAAUGGAAUUAUCGCGCAUGACUAUGCAAUUACAAAUAAGUAAAAGUAUUUCCCUGCUGAUUUUACUCUACAGCGCAAAACAACUAAUGAGUUUAAUUUAAUUAAAAAAAAAAAACAACAACUAUUUUACAAAUGAGCCAAAUUCCUUUCUAAAGAAUUUCAUUUUCGAAUUAAAUAUAAAACCAACCAAUUUUUUGAACUGCGAGUACAUUACAUCUAUCUACAUACAUAUUUAAAGUCACACAAACCAUCAUAGUUACACAAACCAUCGAGUAUAUAACAGUCGUUAAUGGAAUAUAUGUUUGAGCAAAAGUAAACAUCUACACAGUUUUAUUAAAAAAAUAAAUAAAUAAAUAAAUAUAUUUAUAUAAAUACGCGAGUAUAAAAACUUGGAAAGUACAGCAGAGUUAAUUCAAUAUGGCUUCGCCACCGGAAAGCCCCAUCGAGGAGGUUGUCUUCGAAUUGGAACACACCCGAGUGCCUAAGCCGAUUAAUGUAACAAUCGAAGAUUUGUAUCGCGAGACGAAAUUUUCAAAACAGGAAAUAAGAAUUAUGUAUCGUGGAUUUAAAACGGAAUGCCCCGAAGGCGUGGUGCAUGAAGAAUGUUUCAAGGAGAUUUACGCCAAGUUCUUUCCCCAUGGCAAUUCCAGUUUAUACGCUCACCAUGUAUUUAGGACAUUCGAUACGAACAGUACUAACUCCGUGAAUUUUAGAGACUUUCUAAAUAUUCUCUCAACACUGUUGCGUGGCACUGUAUACGACAAAGUCAAGUGGACCUUCAAAUUGUAUGACGUGAAUGGGGAUGGGCGAAUAACGCGUGGGGAAAUGAGUGAUUUAUUUCAUUCGAUACAUGAAUUGAUGGGUCGACGGCCGCACCAACCGGAGGAAGAUCGCAAAGCCAAGGAACAGCUGGAACGCACCUUCCGUUCAUUUGAUCCGCACAAUGUCGGCUAUAUAAAUUUUGAAAUGUGGAUGAAAGGUCUGCUUACCAAUCGAACCAUAGUGAAUUCUUUUCAUGUAUUUCAUUCGGAUCCCUGAUGGUCGGAGAGUGACUUCGAGAGUAUUUUGAAUAAUCAAGAAGUUAUAUCGCUUAUAGACCUUUGAGAAAGCCAGACAAAUAAUGGCCGGAAAAUACGUAAGCCAAGCGUUCAUCCGGAGUCAAGUAAACCGGUAGACAAAAAUAAGAAAACGUAAAAGUUCGAAAAUAAAAUGGAAAUUAUUGAAAUAUGAUUUUCAAUUAAGCCUAAUGUGUUAAUGGAAAGCUGUUAAAUCAGGUGCAAUUUGUAUGUAUGUACAUAUACGAGUUAAAUAAAACAUAUUUAAUAGUUGGUAUGCCUAAGGGGAUGUCAUCACAUCAUGCGAGCGUUGGAAUAAAUGAAAUAUUACUGAACUGGAAUGUAUAAAAUAACCGUUAUAAACACAAAAUGAUAAUAGCCUUAGAUGAUUUCAGGAAGCAAUUGAAUGCUCCAAUUAGUCAUAUUACAUGUAAACAUACAUUACAAAGAUAACAUGAAUAAUUAAAAUCAAACAGAAUCGCCAGAAUUGACAUUUGACACUUUAGACGCUUCAUUUGCACUAUAAAUGAAUAUUGGAAAUGAUGUAGUUUUCAUUUUUAAUUGAGUAUUUAAUUUAAACCAAGUAUUGCAUAAGGCAAACAGCAAAUUGUACAGAAAAAAAAACCGUUUUGCGUGCAAGAUUGUCUCUGACGAAGUUUCCCAACGCCCAAUGCAACGCUAAAAGUUGACCACCUUCUCAUGCUGCUUCUUGUAAGAGUUUCGUCCCGUUUUUAACAGAUACAUACAUAUGUAUAGUACGAGUAUGAUCGGAGUAUAUAAUUCUAUACAUGAGUAAGUAGAAAGUAGUUGAGGCGAGCGAGGUGUGGCAAAAGUUGCUCAACAUUCAAGUCUUUUACGCUUACUUAAUUCAUGACUCUAAAACUUCACAGAAGUGUACAAAUCAUUAAACAACAAAAAUACAAGAUAGAGGUGUUUUUUGAAAAAUCCGGGAAAAAUAUUAUUUUGAAAAUAAUUUUUUAUACAAAUUACAUAUAUAUUGUCUUAAAGAUAUAAUCUUGAAACAAGAUAACUGAGAUGUUCAAAGGAAAAUAUUUAUAACUUCGCCAUUGUGACGUCAUUCCCGGUGACCCUACUGAAAAAAGUGGUUCUGCGUUAACAGUAGAACUCAUGAAGGGAUAGAAGUGAAAAAUGAGUUUUUGUUAGUAUCAUAAACUAGAAUUAUCGGGCGAAAUAAAUUAGGGAAAGGUGAAAUUAUUUUUUUACAAAAACCCGCAAUUUUGAUUUACUCAACAACAAUCUUUGCUAUCGACAAUCUUAUUUCUUGAAGACCUGUGCAAAAAUUUCAUAUAGAACAACCGUCUGUGUAAGCAUUGUUUCGAAAAAAUGCGCUCGAGCAUUGAAGCUCUGUUCUUAACUCUCUUUGAGCACGCAUUUUCCCUAAGCUCUACUCUGAAGUUUUUAUUCUGCUCGACUUGAGAUGUUGCAGAAAUUAAUAACACAAAAAAAAAAUUUUUUUUUGAAACUCUUAAAGAAUUACAUCUUAUACUGCAAUUACCCAUAUUACCCAUUGCCAUACCCUCGGUUGACUUCGUUUCGCAUGCAGAGUUGCAAAUGUCAAGCUGGGCGAAGCAAGUUUUAGGUGAAUCAUUCUGGAAUUUUUUUAAUCCCCCAUUGGCAUAAAAAGGUGUCGAAAGACACUAAGUAUUUUCUUUUAUAUGCGACCACCUUUUGGAACGCCCAGCUUAACUUAACUGCCAUAUUUUCAAUUGGUUUCGGUGUCAAAAUAUAAAAAUGUUUAUUCGUGAAGCAUUUAAGUCAAAAGCAAAACAAAAUGAGUUAUUGCGAAGAAUCUUUGGUUAAUAAAUAUAUUAAAAAUAAUUUUAUUUCUAAUUACUAAUUACUGUUCCAGCUUAAAGUGUCACUGAAUUUUCAAGUUUGACUGAAAUUUUUUAACAGUUUGACGUUUAACCGGAAAUUAACUUGUGGGUUUUCAGUGACCCAUUCACAAUAGGAUCACCUUUUUACUUUCGAUAUUCUUUAAACGAUUUCAACUCAAACUGAUUAAGUAACUCGCGCUGUUUAAUAAUAUUAUUCACUAUUGUAAUUAACUGUCAAAUGUCAAAACUAGUGCGAAAAGGAGUAAAGCAAUAUUACAAAAAUAAACUUUAACACUAUUAAGGGGGAAAUACAAAAAUACUAAUUCAAUAAAUUUUUAGAAAAUAGUAAGAAAUACCAAAAGGCCAAGAAUAAAUUACUUUACUAUCUAGUAACAACAGGAUUUAAUUAAAUGCAUGCAUAUGUAUG